AUGAGUCCAGUCCUCCAGCGAGGCGUCCGGACUUUGUCGGGGACUCGACUUGUCUCUCGUGUGCCCCGGCAUGCGAGAUGCGUCCAGAUUCGCGCGACGCCCUCGGAAGAGCCCACGCUCAAUGGGGAUCACCUGCCCCUCGCCAAUACACCCAGCUCCGCUGAGUCUCGAGAAUUUAGACGCGCGAUUCGACGUCGUCGGCGCGCCCUAUUCGCUUCUCUCGGUGUCUCUCUCGCCUUCGCAGAACCUCUCUACACGCGCCGCGGAACCCUAGUCGGAUUGAGCGGCAAGGCAGACAAUGUUAUUUCGUCGUUGAGCGUUCUAGAACCCUUCCGCAGGGCUAUUGUCGGGACCCCGUUCCUCUACCAAAAGGUCUCAUCAGCUAGUCCAGUUACAGCCCUCGUCUCCGUUCGGUCUCCCAACACCUCUUUCGCAGUCGUGAACCUAAAUGGUUCUGUGGAUUGGAUGGUCGCUCAGCGGCGUGCCUUGUUGGCUUGGACGGGCCGGUCUCUGUCCAUUAAGCCUACUAUCAACACUAACCUGAGCUUGUCUCACUGGGGCAGCUCCGAAGUCACUGGGCGAGGAUUGAUGGCUCUUGUUGGAAACGGGCAGGUGUACUCCGUGGACUUGAAGGAUGGAGAGCAGUACAUUGCUCACCCCAGCAAUGUCGUCGCCUAUACCAUGUCCUCCAACCCUCCUCGUCCAUACCGCUUCAAAUCCACUACCCUCAACUUCCAAGUUCCCGGCCUGAAGACUCUUCCCAGACUCUUGCAGGGCAACAAGUUCAUCCGCGACAUGUCUGACUCCAACACAUGGAAAACCACCAUGAGCUUGCUUCACAAACUGCGAACAUGGUCUCGAAUGACAAUUUGGGGAGAUAGACUCUUCCUGCAAUUCGAUGGUCCUGCGACCAUUCUGGUGCAAUCGCGUGGCCCCCGUGUGAACGACGUCCUGUCCGGUCGGGAGGUUAACGAAAUCGCCGGCACACCUCGGGGCCUGACCUCUUCACCACGGCAGAUAGAAGAGCAAAAGCUGAAAGAGGAAGGAGAGGUUGUGAAUGGCGUUCCAGAUAUCGCACGUUCGAUCGACAACCUGCGCCAGGAGACCGUGGGAAUUAGCCAAAGUAUCGCCAAGAUUCGCAAAGACGGCAAGGUCGAGAUUGAAGAGGUGGGCCGCACCAAGGACGUCUAG
Molecule: messenger RNA, 1191 nt
Organism: Penicillium argentinense
Lineage: Eukaryota; Fungi; Ascomycota; Eurotiomycetes; Eurotiales; Aspergillaceae
Product: AIM24 family protein
Exons: 7
Coding region: 1-1191 (396 amino acids)
Biological process (GO): inner mitochondrial membrane organization
Cellular component (GO): mitochondrial inner membrane
Source: RefSeq, a predicted model, not a curated record